This is a messenger RNA of Trichechus manatus latirostris (Florida manatee), 775 nucleotides long. RefSeq names its product adipogenesis associated Mth938 domain containing (gene AAMDC). Gene Ontology annotation, cellular component: cytoplasm. The transcript has 4 exons. The record is from RefSeq and is a predicted model, not a curated record. Lineage: Eukaryota; Metazoa; Chordata; Mammalia; Sirenia; Trichechidae. Bases 83 to 451 code for a protein of 122 amino acids. Gene Ontology annotation, biological process: positive regulation of fat cell differentiation.
AAAGGCAGCAAGGUCAAAGAUAAAGCACGGAACCGUUUGGACAAGCAACUCGGAGGAGACUUCGAUUUCAAUUAAGCUCCAUAUGUCUUCCCCUGAAAUUGUUUCCCUCUUCUGGGGACAAAUGAAAGUAGAAGGCUCUACUAAAACCUAUAAGGACUGCAAAGUGUGGCCAGGGGGCAGUCGGGCUUGGGAUUGGAGAGAAACAGGAACUGAGCAUUCUCCUGGUGUGCAGCCUGCAGAUGUGGAGGAAGUCGUCAAGAAGGGUGUGCAGACUCUUGUGAUCGGCCGAGGCAUGAGUGAGGCCUUGAAGGUGCCUCCAUCAACUGUGGAGUACCUCGAGAAACAAGGCAUUGAUGUGCGAGUCCUCCAGACACAGCAGGCAGUGAAGGAGUAUAAUGCCUUGGUUGCCCAAGGAGUCAGAGUGGGAGGUGUUUUCCAUUCCACCUGCUGAUGGAGCUUUAAGAGGAGAAUAAACCACUAAGCAAUGAUGCCUGCGACUAUCACUCUUAUCACUCUCCACACCAGCCUCCCACAAGCAUUUUUGAACACCUACUUAUGCCAGGUCCUGUGCUAAACUCUUGGGAUACACAGAUGACUAGGGCAAGUUCCGCUCCGGGGGCGGGGAGGGGGGUGGCUGGUAAUCAGGAGAGGAGUCAGAUGUUUACCCAAGUUUAAUGAUGUAAAUGUUGGGCUGGAAGUAUGAGAAACUAAAGGCAAAAAUAAAGAAAGCUUUCUGCCUUGAAGACUGAAGAAAAGUUUUAGUACAUUAAAAUCA